[Torrubiella] hemipterigena is the source of this 1326-nucleotide messenger RNA. The record is from the annotation of a GenBank genome assembly. Lineage: Eukaryota; Fungi; Ascomycota; Sordariomycetes; Hypocreales; Clavicipitaceae.
AUGUUUAUCAUUCCCCUUCUCUUUUUGGCCCUUGGGACAUGUGGUGCAACUAAUUCUACAUGCGAUGUUUACCCGCCAAGUAGACUCCCAACUCAAGAUCCAUGGUAUACGAUGCCAGACGGCGCUACCUGCUCCGAGGCUGGAAGUCCUGGAACAGUUCUGCGCCUCCGGCGCGCACCACAUGAAACCCUUCACGCGAUGAAUGGCACCAAAGCUGCAUGGAAUAUUCUGUACUGCACGACCGACUCCAACAACAAGCCUACUUUCGCAGUCACCACUGUUCUGAUUCCUGACAACUCGACGGUAGACUCAAUGGUCACAUAUCACGUUGCGUACGACUCGCCCAAUAUCGAUCAGAGCCCCAGCUACAUCAUGAACGACCUUCAAACCUCUCCUACCGAUCAAAAGGUUCAAAUGCCACUUUUUUUUGACCAAGGCUGGGUUAUCAAUCUGCCUGACUAUGAAGGGCCAACAGCAAGCCUUGGAAGCGGCCACAUGUCCGGUCAAGCGUCACUGGAUUCAAUCAGAGCAGUACUAAACACGAAGGAAACAUUGGAACUAAAGAGUCAGAUUCAAUUGGCAUUGUACGGUUACUCGGGUGGAGCAUUCGCGGCCGGAUGGGCGGCAGUGUUGCAGCCAGCAUAUGCGCCCGAGCUUCUCAUUACAGGCACUGCAUUAGGUGGACUCCCAGCUAACAUGACUGAUGUUGUGCUUGCUGUCAAUAAACAACCCCCAGCAGCCAUUGUUGACGUUGCUUUUCUUGGAUGGUCCCAGCAGCACACCGAGUUCAACUCUACCAUGCGAGAGCAGUUGGAAAAGUCUGGCGGGAGCAACACAACUACAUUCUUGAGUGGACUUUAUGAAGGAUUAUCCACUAUAGCACCAAAAUUUGCCAAUCAAGACAUGUCGAAAUAUUUUGCGGAUGGAUUCGCUUGGCUACACCAAGCUAGCAUACAGAAAAUGCUGAAACACGAUGUUGAAUUCGGUCCACAACCUACUCCACGAAUGCCUCUUUUCAUUUUCCAUUCUACAAACGACACACAGUCACCAUUCGAGAGUACAAACGAACUUGUCACGAGGUAUUGUGAUGAUGGCGCUUCCCUUGACUUUCUUCGUAACUCGUACGGAGACCAUAAUCUGGAGGCGUACAUACAUGUCUAUGAAGCUAUCGAGUGGAUUUAUGGUAUUCUAAACCACCCGAGAAACAGCUCGUCGCAUUGUACGACACGUGACGUCUACCAGGAGCUCGACAAGUCCAUUCGGGAUAGAAUUACUAGCGCGCUCGCUCGUCUAGGCUUACCUACGAAUAUCUCAUCGGUUUCAUAA